AGCCAUUUUGGCUCAUGCCUUUCCGUAGGCCCCCCGCUCCUGGACCUCGUCCCCAGGCGUACCCUGCGACCCCAGAUUGACGGGGCAACGCGGCGGGCGUUGGGGAUUUGGGGGAGAGGGGAUUUUGGCUUAUGGGCAUGGAGAUGGCUGCGGGAGGCGUCCCUGGCGGUGGCGCAAUUUUUUCUUCGAGUCCUUCGCGGAGUUCCGGAGGCGGGCGGCUUCGCGGCGCGGCCGGUGCUCGGGCCUCUGCUGACCGCCUUGUCGCGAGGCUACAGGCGGAGUUGGGUGCCGUCCAGGCCCGCCUCAGCGCCGCCGAGGACACGCUCGGCCUCCUCGUCGGCAGCGGGGAAGCGGCACAGCGGGUGCAGGCUCUUCUGCCGGCUUUGCUGUCCAGGUUGGCUGGCCGGUGUCCCGCGUGGCUGGACGUGCUGAGGCGAAACGUCGCCCUCCACUCCGACGCCGCGGGUAUGAACAUCGCCACCGCUGGCGCCUCGGAGCUCAGGAGAGCCCAACGCGGUCCUCGUCUUGAGUCUCAAGCGGAGUGGGACGUGCUGCCCCGUCCUGCUGGGAAUUGGGAGCCGCUUCCUCUUCAGCCCGAGGUCAGUGGCGCCAGCUGCCCCAAUGCCGAUGCUGGUAUUCGCUGCACGUGCGGCGCGGUGGCUUUCUCGAGUGCGUUCUUGGGGCCGCCGCGUCAGGAGCCCAAGGAGGGAGAGUACACACCCGUGGAAGCGGUGCAGCAGCCACGGCCCAUGCUUAGAGCUGAUGUCGACGCUUUCGUGCCGCUGGAGUCUCUGCAUUCUGAGUUGUACGGUUUGCGCGUAGUUGCUUGGGCCCGUGGGCGGACGGUGCGCAGAGUUCAGCCUUUCGUUCAUCGUCGUCGGCGGCUCGACUCCUUCGACGACGUGGCGGACUACAUCAGCGAGCGCCUCGCGGAGCUGGAGCAGUGGAAUACCACCUUGACAGCAUCGGCACCGCAACCUUGCUUGGGCCGACGCAAGAGACUCGACAAGAGUUGGGGUGCUAAACCCGUCUCUGCAGAUGAUUGCAAGCAAUCUUAGUUUGUCAUUGGUGGGCUUGGUCUGUCCUGAAGGCGUGUACUGAGUGCGCCAGCUCUCGUUCAAUUUCGGGAUGGCCUUGUGCUUCAUCGUCUGACCCCAGUUUUUUGUGCUUCAUCGUCUGACCCCAGCAGCGGGACAUGGUGCGCCAAGGACCUAGAGGACCUAGAGGAAG
Messenger RNA from Prorocentrum cordatum, 1230 nucleotides. Lineage: Eukaryota; Dinophyceae; Prorocentrales; Prorocentraceae. The record is from the annotation of a GenBank genome assembly.